AAAAUGUGAAGUUGACUUUAUGGUUUCUUGAUUAUUUAUACCACCGUUCUUCUUUCCUAUCUCGUGCUUAAAACCUACGAUAUUCCUCUCCAUCUCUCUAUCAUCAGUUGAUUAAUAAACAAACCUCUACAUAUCAAUAGAAAUGGACGCUGGAGAAGAGAAUAAGGGCAGUAUAAGUAUGGUUGAGGCUAAGCUGCCUCGUGGGUUUAGAUUCCACCCGAGAGACGACGAGCUCGUCUGCGACUACUUAAUGAGAAGAAACGUUCGCAGCCUCUAUCAGCCAGUUGUGUUGAUCGAAGUCGAUCUCAACCAGUGCGAACCUUGGGACAUUCCCCAAACGGCGAGGGUUGGAGGUAAAGAAUGGUAUUUUUAUAGCCAAAAAGAUCGAAAAUACGCAACAGGACAAAGAACAAACCGGGCUACGGCCACCGGUUAUUGGAAAGCAACUGGUAAAGAUAGAGCAAUCCAAAGAAAUGGUAGUCUUGUGGGCAUGAGAAAGACACUUGUGUUUUACAGAGGUCGAGCCCCUAAAGGUCAUAAAACUGAUUGGGUCAUGCACGAGUUUCGUCUACAAGGGACUUCUAUCCACCACUCUCCCAAGGAAGAAUGGGUAUUGUGUAGAGUUUUCAACAAGAAAAACAACGAAGUCGACAAGGACAACAACAUGAGAAGUUGCUCUGAUGAACCAGCUUCCGCAGCAAUGGACUCGUACAUCAACUUCGAUCAUCAUCCUCACACCAUCAACCAGCAAGUGCCCUGCUUCUCCAAUUUGUCACAGAACCAAAUCGGUUUGGUCUACAAGAACCCCUACCCGUUGUCUAUUAGUCCUUCCACUGAUCAUAUGAUUCUCAAAACUUUACUAAGUCAGCUUACCAAGAAUACCAAAGAAUCACAGAUCUAUGGAGAAGGAAGCUCAGAGAGCCAGUUGACCGACGUUGGCAUACCAAGCCACCAUACUUGGAAAUAUUGAUCACUAUAUCAGAAAUCUCUAUUAUCAUUGUGUAUGAACCAUACAUAUUAUUUCACCAAUGCAAACAUUUAUUCACCCAUCCCGUGUAAACAUUGUUAUACCAUUAUGGAUUAGAUACUCACAUCAAACUUAAAAAAUACAUCAUUUAAA
Messenger RNA from Raphanus sativus (radish), 1120 nucleotides. Its product is annotated as NAC domain-containing protein 21/22. Gene Ontology annotation, molecular function: DNA binding. Gene Ontology annotation, biological process: regulation of DNA-templated transcription. NCBI's taxonomy places the organism in Eukaryota, Viridiplantae, Streptophyta, Magnoliopsida, Brassicales, Brassicaceae. The coding region runs from base 143 to 970 and encodes 275 amino acids. The record is from RefSeq and is a predicted model, not a curated record. The transcript has 3 exons.